This is a messenger RNA of Neofelis nebulosa (Clouded leopard), 930 nucleotides long. It is a transcript of the gene RPP38, whose product is annotated as ribonuclease P/MRP subunit p38. The transcript has a single exon. Gene Ontology annotation, cellular component: nucleolar ribonuclease P complex; fibrillar center; ribonuclease MRP complex. Gene Ontology annotation, molecular function: ribonuclease P RNA binding; ribonuclease P activity. Gene Ontology annotation, biological process: tRNA 5'-leader removal. Lineage: Eukaryota; Metazoa; Chordata; Mammalia; Carnivora; Felidae. The coding region runs from base 1 to 846 and encodes 281 amino acids. The record is from RefSeq and is a predicted model, not a curated record.
AUGGCCGCGGCUCCUCAGGCACCGGGGAGGGGCUCCGUUCGGAAGACGAGACCCUUAACCGUAAAGACCUCGCUGAACAACCCUUACGCCAUCUGCUGGAGCGCGCUCGAGAGAGAACACAUGCACUUCAUACUGCAGACGCUUGAAGACAGAUUUAAAUCUCUUGGGCUUCGGAAGAUUGAGGAUAAGAAGAAAAAGAGAAAGCAGUUUUUAAAAAAACCAAGCCCAGACAGGUGUGGCACAGAGGUUGAGAAGAGCGAGGGCCCGAAGGAGAAACCGCCAGAAGGUAGCGAGCAGGGGUCAGGGUGGACCCCCGUGGACGUCAGGAAGCAGCUCGCCAUUGGCAUCAAUGAAGUCACCCGCGCUCUGGAAAGGAACGGGCUGCUGCUGGUCCUGGUGUGCAGGUCAGCCAAGCCCGCUAUCCUCACCUCGCACCUGAUUCAGUUAAGUCUGAGCCGGGCGGUUCCCGCUUGCCAGGUUCCCCGGCUCAGCGAGAGGCUCGCACCGGUCAUCGGCCUGAAGUGCGUCCUGGCCUUGGGGUUCAAAAAGACCACCACAGCCUUUGACGCUGAAGUCAGAGCUAUAAUCCCCCGAGUACCCAGCUUACACGUGCCCUGGCUUCAAGGCAGACCCGAGGACUCCGGGGCAAGUUUAGACACUGCGUCCUCAGAAAGCCGAGACAGAGAGAUUUUGGACACGUCCUUUGAAGACCUCUCUAAACAGAAAAGAAAGCUUGUUGGAAGUCAGCAGACUGUGGUGUUACAACCCCUUAAAAUAAAGAAACUGAUUCCAAACCCCAAUAAGAUAAGGAAACCACCCAAAGGUAAAAAAACGACCUCAAAGUAAUCUUGGGUCAACUUAUCGUUUCACACAGUUGUAAGAUGACACUUUACGAAGAAGCCUUGGAACUAAUAAAAUGCGUUAUUUUUA